Clonostachys rhizophaga is the source of this 1146-nucleotide messenger RNA. Lineage: Eukaryota; Fungi; Ascomycota; Sordariomycetes; Hypocreales; Bionectriaceae. The record is from the annotation of a GenBank genome assembly.
AUGAUUCGGCUAAUAACGGCAUUCCUGUCCCUUUUUUUGUCUUUGGUUAUUGCAGACCCAGACCCAGCAAUCAGCUUCGGUGCUCGCUUGCUCGAUCCUAUCUCCACUGGAACCUGGACGGCCAAUACCACCGGUAGCCAACAUGUUGGCAUCCGACGGGAGAGUUUUGCAUUCCAGGACCGUCAAUUGAACGUGAGCUGGUGGUAUCCUGCUACUAGAGAGGACAACGCAGUACCGUUCACCAAUGCUGGUGGUCUUGUCGGAGAGGCCGUCCAUGAUGCACCGCUCGAUUCGUCCUACGGCCCUCAUGGAUACAUUGUUGCCAGUAUCAAACACCUCGAUGCGACUAAAGCCGAAGCAAAGGCCAAUCCUCUCGCGCUUCUCAAAGCAAAGGAAUAUCAAGAAGAGCAGAACGGGAGCUACGCUGUGUGGCUCACGUAUUCUUGGUGGUUCCGGACAACACAUCAGGGGCUCAAGUAUCGCCCACAAGAGAUAGGCUUUGUGAUUGACAAGGCUAUCCAAGCAGCGUUAGACGAGUCAUACCCUUUUCAUGGCAAUAUCGAUACCGAAAAUAUUGGGAUGGCGGGGCAUUCACUGGGAGGAUUCUACACGCUUCUCGUGGGAGCUGGCAUGGCCGAGCAGAAUCUGCUGAACCCCAUUCUCACUGAAGUCAACUUCUGCGCCUGGCCUGAGUCAAGGAACUUCAGCUCCCCUACAGACCUCCACGAUUCCCGGAUCAAAGCCGCAAUCUCGCUUGCACCCCCAGUGUUCAUCAAACCGUCGGAAAAAACCCGAGGAGCCAACAGCAUCAAGAAGCCAUUGAUGAUCUUGACAGGUAACGACCCUUACUACGAAUCGACGCUCGAACCGCAACGGCAGAUUUACGAUGGCGCCGCAGGGCCCAAGCAUAAGGUUGAACUCAACGCAAUCAACCACAUGUUGAUCGCUGACACGUAUCAAUACAAUGAUGAGCUCACAGCGAACGUCCCUGCUUAUCUUAAGAACAACGUUUCAAUAAAGGCAGAUGUAUACAUGGCUUACUCUUCUGCCUUUUUUGACAUGUAUCUAAAGAAAGAUGAUUCCAAGAAGGAAGUCCUCCAGACGUCGUAUUCAUCUCUCGUCGCUGCCUUCGAUUAUUUGGAAUAA